Pogona vitticeps (central bearded dragon) is the source of this 984-nucleotide messenger RNA. RefSeq names its product chromosome 14 C12orf43 homolog (gene C14H12orf43). Gene Ontology annotation, biological process: negative regulation of Wnt signaling pathway; Spemann organizer formation; Wnt signaling pathway. NCBI's taxonomy places the organism in Eukaryota, Metazoa, Chordata, Lepidosauria, Squamata, Agamidae. The record is from RefSeq and is a predicted model, not a curated record.
ACAUGGCGGCGCCCAGAAGCCGCACGAGCAGCAGCAGCAGCAGCGGCGGGAGCGGCGAGGAGGAAGGGGAGGAAGCCUUGGCUCGCCUCCGGGAGGCGGCUUGGGACCCGGCGCGGCCAUCGGGGGCCGCCCUGCUGAGCCCCACCGCCGGUAUCUGUCAGAGGAGCAAAGUUUUAUCUGCUGCAUCGAGCAUCAGAACGAAGAUCCAAGACCAGGGUCAGGAUGUGAACGAGCUGCAGACCACCCCAGGGUUCCGGGCACACGUUGCAAAAAAAUUAGAAGCCCUCUUGGACAGUUCAAUCACUACCUUGGAGCGUCCACUACAGACUCGCCAGAAAAAUCUGAAAGCCCCAGAGACAGAAGAUGACGGCUUCCGCCUUUUUUCCUCAUCCGUCCCCGGAGACUGUGAGAACCCAGAACCUUUGCCCACAGGAAGGAGACGCCCUCGGCCUUCCAGCUCCAGCUCUUCUAGUGAGCUGGACAGCAACCAGGAAUGGCAGAGGUUUCGGGAAGCGGCCGUAAGCGUGGCCGACAUCUUGCAGCAGAGCGGCCUGCCAGGGGUGCUCCCAGGUUCCAGCCGGGACCUCGGUGGCCAGACUGACGAGCCCAGCGGGAAGAAAAUCAAGAAGAAAAAGAAGAAGAAGAAAAACAAGCAAGGGGGAGUGAAAGGGGAAGAAGAGGGUAGCGGGGAAGAAGGGACUGUAGAAACAGCCUGUAGCCCCUGCAAUGGGAUGGACAAGAGAGAAGAGUAUGCAGAGAUAGUGAAAAAGAAGAAGAAGAAAAAGAAGAAGAAGAAGAAAAAGAAGAAGCCAGCAGAAGCCAGGACUGAAUGAUGCUCUCACAGCUGUUUGGGGUCAGCGGGAGUUACUGGAAGAGCUUUGGACCAUGAGUUCCGUGUCAGAAGAAAUCCAGAGGUCAAACUUUGUAUUUUGCUGGCUGCAAAGAUUGACAGUUUGGUUUGGUGGUUCUCCUCCCGGAAGCCCC